AUGGCUACGGCAGCAGCCCCCGAAUCCUCUCUCCUCUCCCUGCUCUACCGGUCAUACCCGGCCGCCAUCUCUCCCGAUGCGACUGAGCCCGACUACCUCCACGCUUCGUCCAAGAUUUUCCCCACGGUCACCUUCGCCGAGGAUGAGGAAGCCGACAUCAAGCAAUGGCUGCACACCGUCGACGGCCUGAAGUCCUCCCUGGCUAAAGGCGAGAAGGGAGCGUCCGAUGGAAUUCUGAACCAGUUGAAUAUCCACCUGGCCACGCGGACAACUGUCCUCGGCGCGAAGCCCUCGGUCGCCGAUAUUGCCAUCUACGCUCUUCUGGCCCCCGCCGUUGAGAAGUGGACUCCCGAGGAGCGCACAGGAGAGAAGGGCUACCACCACAUCGUGCGCCACGUCGACUUUGUGCAGAACGCCCGCCUGUUCGCUCUGCAGAUUCCCGACGAGGAGAAGGUCGCCAUCGACGUGAACGACGUUAAGUUCGUGCCCAAGCCCGUCGACCCCAAGGAGGAGAAGGAGCGCAAGAAGCGUGAGAAGGCCAGCGCCCAGAACCCAGACGCCAGCAACGAGGCCAAGCCUCUGGUCGUCGGCCAGGGUAAGCCCGAGAAGGGUAAGGCUGACAAGAGUCAGGCCCAGGCCGGCGCUGACGCCGCCGCCGCCGGUGGCCCUCCCAGAACCAACAAGAAGGAAAAGAAGGAGAAGAAGGAGAAGGCCCCCAAGCCCGCUCCUGCGCCCGCUGCCCCUCCCGCCCCGUCACUGAUUGACCUGCGUGUCGGUCACAUCCUGCGCGCCAUCAACCACCCCAACGCCGACUCCCUGUACGUCUCCACUAUAGACUGUGGUGACGCCCCCGGCAGCGACAACACCUCCCUGGACGAGGAGACCGGCAAGACCGUCCGCACCGUCUGCUCCGGUUUGAACGGCCUGGUGCCUCUGGAGGAGAUGCAGGGCCGCAAGAUCGUCGCCGUGUGCAACCUGAAGCCCGUGACCAUGCGCGGCGUCAAGUCGUGCGCCAUGGUUCUCGCCGCGUCGCCCCGCGUCGCUGAGGGUGAGGACUCGCACGCCGGCCCCGUCGAGCUGGUCAACCCUCCCGCCGAUGCCCCGGCCGGUGAGCGCAUUAGCUUCCAGGGCUGGAACGACGGCGAGCCCGAGAAGCAGCUCAACCCCAAGAAGAAGGUCUGGGAGACUUUCCAGCCUGGCUUCACUACCACCGGUGACCUCGAGGUUGCCUUUGACAGCAGUGCUGUCCCCACUGUCCAUGGCCAGGAGGGCAAGCCUACCCUUGGAAAGCUGGUUGCUGCCUCUGGUGGUGUCUGUACCGUUAAGAGCCUGAAGAACGCCACUGUGCGGUAA
Molecule: messenger RNA, 1353 nt
Organism: Penicillium canescens
Lineage: Eukaryota; Fungi; Ascomycota; Eurotiomycetes; Eurotiales; Aspergillaceae
Product: putative cofactor for methionyl- and glutamyl-tRNA synthetases
Exons: 1
Coding region: 1-1353 (450 amino acids)
Cellular component (GO): methionyl glutamyl tRNA synthetase complex
Molecular function (GO): tRNA binding
Source: RefSeq, a predicted model, not a curated record